Molecule: messenger RNA, 1092 nt
Organism: Peniophora sp. CBMAI 1063
Lineage: Eukaryota; Fungi; Basidiomycota; Agaricomycetes; Russulales; Peniophoraceae
Source: the annotation of a GenBank genome assembly
AUGGUUGUCGCGUCGAAUGCCUCCGGCUCGCAAUGGCUGUUCUCUCUACAAAGCUUAGAACGAACACCAACAUCACUUGGUAGAUCUCUACUUGAUGAUUUGUAUGACAGAUCCCGAGGCGUCGAGUUCUUGUUCCGCCUCGGAUCGACCCUGAAUAUGCAUCUACCGGCACUCUUUACCGCUGCGACGUGGUUUCACCGGUUCUACAUGCGCUACUCUAUGGAGGAUUUUCACCGUCAGGUCGUUGCUGCAGCGUGUAUAUUCCUUGCCUCAAAGACUGAGGAGUGUGGGCGUAAACUGCGAGAUGUGGCGAGGGUUGUGUGUGCUAAGUCAAAGCAACCGUCCUUGAAUUUUGAGGAGAUACCUGCAGACAGUAGGGAGGUUGAGGAGAUAGGUCAGGGUAUCCUCACAGCAGAAGAGGUUCUUCUAGACGCGCUGUGCUUCGACUUCAUUGUCGACAGCCCUCAUUUCGAUCUGGUGUCUCUCUUUGAGAUGCAUCAACUUCCGGACUCACUACACGAUCACGCCUUCAGCAUAGCCAACGACACAUAUCGUACCCCACUAUGCAUCCUCUACACUCCCAAGAUCAUCGCCGCUACGUGUUACGUUCUAGCUCAACGACUAUACGAUGGUUCGAACUCACCCUCCUUGGAUGCGCGCUUGGCACCGAUACAGCCGUCUGCAUCGCUACCUACGCCUCCAGCUCAUAAAUCCGCAUCUCCAGAUGUGAACCAGGCCAUACUUGCGUUCUUUGCCUUGAACGAGCUCGAGGUGCAAUCCGUGAUUGACUCGCUUAGCAUUCUUCUAGAGUUCUACCGACAUGUCGACGCUCAGGGCCUGCAAGAACACCUUGGUGACCUACUUGCGAUUGCACCUCCCAGUAACAUAUCUCAGCGGUCAACGUUCUACAAGGCUGAAAAAUAUAGCUCAAGGACGGCACCAUCAAGGCUCGCCGGGAUCGGUCCUGGCCACGCUACUCCUGAAUCAUUACAAGGCAAUCGAACGCCUAUAGACGCGAGUUCACAAAGAUCUACCGCCGAUUCUGGCGCAAUUGUAUCCGAGUCCGGCUCUCCUCGUCUUGAUCUCAGCUGA